Molecule: messenger RNA, 1449 nt
Organism: Periconia digitata
Lineage: Eukaryota; Fungi; Ascomycota; Dothideomycetes; Pleosporales; Periconiaceae
Source: the annotation of a GenBank genome assembly
ACUCAUCAGAGACGACCGAGUGACUGGUCAUCCAACCUUCACUGCAUCAUGGCAUCGAACCAAAGGGAAAGCAUUGUCUUCUUCCAUCCCGAUUUGGGUAUUGGUGGCGCUGAGCGCCUGGUGAUCGAUGCGGCCGUUGGCCUGCAGAACCGUGGACACAGAGUAACCAUUUUCACGUCGCAUUGCGAUCCCCACCACUGCUUCGACGAAGCCCGCGAUAACACCCUCGAUGUGCGUGUGCGCGGAAACACCAUCAUCCCGCCGACCAUUCUAGGCCGCUUCGCCAUCCUCUGCGCCAUUCUUCGACAGGUUCAUUUGAUACUUCAGAUCGCACUGCUUUCCGACGAACUUGCGUCCCUGAAACCCACGGCCUUCUUCAUCGAUCAGCUCAGCGCUGGCAUACCCCUCCUCCGCGUUCUACAGACUAGAGUCCGCAUCAUAUUCUACUGUCACUUUCCGGAUAAGCUGUUGGCGAAGAAGGGCGGAAUAUUGAAGAAACUGUAUCGGGCACCUUUCGAUUGGUUAGAGAGUUGGAGCACAGGAUGUAGCGACACCAUCGUGGUCAACAGUAACUUCACCAAGAGUGUCUUUGCUGAGGCCUUUCCCAACUUGAAACACAGGAAGCCAGGCGUCGUUUAUCCCUGCGUUGAUACUCAGGCUGCUAGCCCCAUGGAUAACCCGCAGCCUCUGUGGGCGAACCAGAAGGUCCUCCUCAGUAUAAAUCGGUUUGAAAAGAAGAAGGAUGUAGCGCUGGCCAUCAAAGCCUUCGCAGGACUGUCAUCGCAGGAGCGCGAGGGUGCCAGGCUGGUCAUUGCCGGCGGAUAUGAUUCUCGAGUCGUGGAGAAUCUGGCAACAUACAACGAACUCUGCGAACUGGCCGACUCGCUCAAACUGAAGCAUGCGACUGCGAAGACCGUGAUCACGGCACAAGCCAUCCCGGACGAUAUUCCCGUUCUUUUUCUCCACUCUGUUCCCAACGCAUUCAAGGCCGCACUGCUUUCUACGUCUCGCUUACUGGUCUACACUCCACGUAACGAACAUUUUGGUAUCGUCCCACUCGAAGCUAUGCUAGCAGGCACCCCCGUUCUCGCCGCAAACGAAGGCGGACCCACGGAGACUGUAGUCAGCGGUCAAACAGGCUGGUUAUGUGAUGUGAGUAAGGUAUCAGAAUGGACAGCAGUCAUGCGCUUUGCGCUGGAAACCGGCGGGGGUGAAAAGAGAUUGGUAGAGAUGGGUAGAUCGGGCCGGGAAAGGGUCAUGUCAAUAUUCUCCAAAGAGACCAUGGCUAAGACGCUGGAGAAGGAGAUUCAGGCUAUGGUGAAGAAGGCAGUCCGUCCGCCCGUGAUGCCUUUUGAAGCUGCGCUCUUUGCGGUUGCUCUGAUGGGUGCGCUGGCUGCCUUUACCUUGUGGACUAGCAUUGGGCAGGUACAGAAAGGCCACGAAACAUAA